AUGUCGGCUGCAGCUCACCGCCCAACGCUCCAUUGCAUAACAGAAGGUUCAGUACUCAAACCACCGAGAACGAGAACGUUCGGGACGGUCCCACACUGUCUUUCCAGGAAGUACCUUGCAAGGGGUGUUCAAGAAGAAGAGACCACUACAGCUUCCUCGCAUCGCACCUUGCCGAACCUCGAACUUUCUCUCCUUAGACACAACUCAAAGCUGCUGGCUUUCCGGUGCAUCUCAAACCUCUCGACAACGAGACGGCUCACAACAACGCACUGCUUACAUCAAACAGCUUCCCUCAGUCAUUGGGCAGCCAGAGCUCCGCGGAGGCCCGCCGGCCCAGCAGGCCAUAGCGACGCCAUGGCGCCCGCGGGGUCUGCUGAGAAAAAGGCAGACAAGAGCUAUUUCUCGUCUGCCGUGGACUCGAUGAACCCUUGGGGUGGUAGCCGAAGCACAACCCCGACGCCCAAGGAACCUGUUCCUCCCACGCCUCCGCCUCCCCCCGCUACCAGCAACCCCGGGGAUCACAGUAUCAACUAUGUCUACGGCCAGAGCACCAAGAGAUACCCGCCCGACUGUCCACCUCUGAACGUGAAAUGGUUCCAUGCAGUCGAUAUACCCAAGCGUAAACCCAAGUUCUUGCGUUCCAAAAAACCGAUCGAAGAUCCAAAGCCACCCCCAGCACCAAAGAAACUCGUUCCCUUUGCGCCUGAGGAUUCGCGGUCGAUAGAGGCGACAUAUCAGACUAUACUUGAAGACUUGGAAAAGAAUAGGGGCUCCACGACCAAACGACCACCACCAACUAAGCUCAGUCGUAGGCCACAAGUAGGUAGUGGGGAUUCAACGCCAAGGACCACAGACCACCACAUUGUCUAUGUUCAGGAGGACUUUCUCUUCCAAGUCGACAUCGAAGACCGAGAGCUGGCACCUGUGUAUUGGCUCGGCCCAAUCUACGACGUGAGAAGGGGCACUUGGUUCUACCAGGAAGGGUCGACGCUGCGGCCAUGCGAGGAGAAUCUGGCAGCGCAGCUGGAGGAGGGCUACUUAAAGGCGAAGCCAUGGACAUAUCCACCUCGCAACCGGAGCAAUUCUGGCACGCAAAACGUAACGCCAAAGGCGUCCAACGAUAAUCUCAGAGCCGCAGCAGCGGGACAGGCAGAGACUGCUUCAAAGCCCGCCGCGUCUGCCGCGCCGCAGGUACAACAUCAACCGCACAGCCAUCGUCUGUUUGGAACUUACAUGAACAGUGUUGCGACCUACCAAGAUUCCACAGUAGCGUGGCUGACUUCCGAUAGUGUUCUAUCUUGGGUAACCUCGACGGUUUACGAAAGAUUUGCAGGCGGUGGUUACAUGAGCGGCGUCAAGCUAGUUCGUGGUUAUAGCGAGCCGAACAAGGCGAAAGAAAAAGAAAGUCCCGACGGAAAAGGUGACGCGAAAGCUGACGUGAAGGAGGGAAGAUGGCCUUCCACACCGCCUGCCGACAUAACAGAGCUCAAGCUCGAUGAGAAGCAACAGAAACUGCUCAAAAGGAGAUCUGCACCCCCUAGCACCAAGUCCCCGGUCAAGGAGUCUGAGGAGAGUCGAGACAAGGAAUUGUUGACAUCGUUAAUGGGAAGCGCUGAUAAGACUGGCGAUCAAGAAGAAGAAGACGUGAGAAGGAAGCAAGAGAAACAGAUGCAGAACGACUACAACACUCAGGCUGGUGAAAACCAAGGGCGAGAUAUCGACCAUCUGUUUCUGGUAACACAUGGAAUCGGACAGCUCUUGGGGUUGAGAAUGGAGAGCGUCAAUUUCGUGCACGAUGUCAACAUUCUUCGCAAGACCUUGAAGGGCGUUUACUCAAACUCUGCAGAUCUGAAGGCAUUAAACUCAGAUAACGGGGAUGGCCCAGGCAAUUGUAGGAUCCAGGUUCUGCCCGUCUGCUGGCGGCAUCUUCUGGACUUCCCAAAGAAGCGAGAAAAGAAACGCGAGCAUGACUUGGGAGAGACUUAUACUGAGGAGGAUGAGUACCCCUCGCUGGAAGACAUCACUGUAGAAGGGGUUGCCUUUGCCAGGUCGCUCAUUUCCGAUCUUGCCUUGGACGUUCUACUCUACCAGAGCGCCUACCGGGAGCAAAUCGCACAUAUUGUGCAAGAGGAGUCUAAUAGAGUGUACAAUCUAUUCUUAGAAAGGAACCCAGGCUUCAAAGGAAAAGUCCACGUCAUAGGACAUUCGCUCGGAUCCGCCAUAAUGUUUGAUAUUCUCUGCCGACAGAAAGAGGAUUCCAAGACAAACGAGCGUAACCCGCUCCGUAUCUGGCCCUCGCAGGGUCGGCCAGAAACUUCCAAGGACCCAAGAGAGCUGAAGUUUGAUUUUCAAGUGGAAGACCUUUACUGUCUCGGCUCUCCUAUUGGGUUGUUUCAAAUGCUCAAGGGCCGAACCAUUGCAGCCCGGCACAUGGCCGAUUCGUUUCCCUCAGAAAGCCCCUUGGAUCCGGACACGAUGGAGGACCCAUUCCUCUCGGCCGAUCCCACACAGCGCGUAUCAACCAUCACCGGACUGCCGUUCUCAAUCUCAUCUCCGAAAGUCAAGCAGCUAUUCAACGUAUUUCACCCGUCAGACCCCAUCGCCUACCGCAUGGAGCCGCUCAUCACGCCCGCCAUGUCGAGCCUCAAGUCGCAGGUUCUGCCGUACACCAAGAAGGGCAUAUUUGGCAGCGUGGCGCCGCAAGGUAUCACUGGAAUCGGCGUCAAGGUAGGGCAGAGCGUCUCGGGGCUCUGGUCGUCACUCAGCGCCGGCAUUGCCAGCAACAUCCUCAACCGCAGCCUGGGCCUGACGCAGGAGGACGUGGCCAACAUGCAGCAACAGCAGCAGAACCCGACGCCGUCGUCGGGCGCCGCGGGCACGAACAUCUCGUCGGCCACGGGCGUCCUCUCGGACGCGUCGGUGCAGUCGGAGAAGUCGGCCGAGCGCAAGCGCCAGCUCGCCAGGAACAACAGCGGCCUCAGCCCGCUGAGCGGCAAUGACGCGACGCUCAUUGAUGACGAGCUCGAGACGCUCUUUUCCAACUUUGAGAACAGGAGGGUCAAGAACAAGGAAAAAUUUAGCGAAGAGGAGGACAAGGCCAGAAGGCUGCGCAAAGAGGAGAUGAAGGUGCGGGCGCUGAACCGAAACGGGAGGGUGGACUACAGCAUUCAGGAGAGCGCGUUGGAUUUCAAUCCCAUCAACACCAUCGCGUCUCAUAUGGCGUAUUGGAGCGACGAAGAUGUUGCGCACUUUAUCAUGUCCCAGGUUUUGUCCAACAGGAGCGGGACUGGCAGGAGAUAG
This is a messenger RNA of Pyricularia pennisetigena, 3300 nucleotides long. RefSeq lists its product as uncharacterized. Gene Ontology annotation, cellular component: cytoplasm. NCBI's taxonomy places the organism in Eukaryota, Fungi, Ascomycota, Sordariomycetes, Magnaporthales, Pyriculariaceae. The transcript has 5 exons. The record is from RefSeq and is a predicted model, not a curated record. The coding region runs from base 1 to 3300 and encodes 1099 amino acids. Gene Ontology annotation, molecular function: glycerophospholipase activity; metal ion binding.